AGUCCUGCCCCUUCCACCUCAGAGGCCCCAGAUAUCUCCUCUAUUCAUGGGACAGAGAGCUGAGCAGAAUAGGAGGAGGACUGAGGAACUACCAAAGCUACCCAGGGACUCUUACUUCUCAAUGGCUGGACUAUAUGGGCGUUCAGCUCCUGACAUGCAUAGCCUCCGACUCAUUGUGGUGUCAGUUCAGCUGCUUUGCUAUCUCCUGCUGUGUCCUGUGGAUGCCACUUCCCACAGAAAGCCAACAAGUGUCUCUACGAUGCUCCCUCCCUCGGAGUUGAGAUACCAGAUGCCAACGACCUCAGACCCCUUGUCCUGCCAGAUGCUGCUCCCAAAGUCCCUGCCUGGCUUCACUCACAUGCCCCCCGUCUCCAAAUUCCUGGUAGGCUUGGCUCUAAGAAAUGCUCUGGAGGAAGCUGGCUGCCAGGCUGAUGUCCGGGCUCUUCAGUUGCAGCUUUAUCAGUUAGGAGGUGUGAAGGCUACACAAGCCCUCAUCCACCAUCUUCAAGAGCUCCAGAAAGGCGGACACGCAGACCGGAAUGUGUCGGUGGAUGCCCUGUUCUCUGCUCUACAGCACUUAUCCUGGGAGCAGUCAGGUCCAAAGAGGGUCAGACGUUGGAUUUCUAACAAGGACUGUGAAAAUGAGCGGGAGCAGAGAGUGCACAACGUGGUUGACCUGCUGCCAGCAGUGGGUACCUACUACAACCUAGGUACAGCUUUGUAUUAUGCCAUUAAGAACUGCUCUGAUAAGGCCAAGGAACGAGGUCGAGAUGGGGCCAUAGACCUGGGUUAUGAUCUUUUGAUGGCCAUGGUGGGUGCGUCAGGGGGGCCAGCUGGUGUGGCGAUCACUGCUGCUCUUAAGCCAGUGAUGAAGGCUGGGGUUCAGAGACUCAUCCGAUCUUAUUACAAUGAGAAAGAGGUGACCACCCCUCAGCCAGAGGUGUACUAUUACGAUGAGAAAGAGGUGACCACCCCUCAGCCAGAGGUGUACUAUUACAAUGAGAAAGAGGUGACCACCCCUCAGCCAGAGGUGACCACCCCUCAGCCAGAGACCGGGAAGGAUAGCACCACAUAUAGCAAUGACGUGGAAGAAUCCACCAUGUCCAAUUUGUUGUCAGAAGUUGACAGUACAACUUCUAACUGGGAGUGGCCUUUAUUAAAUAACUUUGUUGUCUUGGCAUACAAGAGAUAGUAACAGAACCACAAGUAAGUGGAAGUGGAAAAUUUUGACAAGAAGAGAGUAGAUGGAUGGACGGGUGGGUGGUUUGGGGUACUGUCAUCACUUGCCAGGAAUUUCCUUCUUGAAACUCAAGUUUUUACACUCUAAUGGGGCGAACUUUCACAUGAACAAGUGAUUAUAGAAAUUAAAAAGUGAUAUCAUGAA
Messenger RNA from Grammomys surdaster, 1384 nucleotides. RefSeq names its product apolipoprotein F (gene Apof). The coding region runs from base 47 to 1192 and encodes 381 amino acids. The transcript has 2 exons. Gene Ontology annotation, biological process: cholesterol metabolic process. The record is from RefSeq and is a predicted model, not a curated record. NCBI's taxonomy places the organism in Eukaryota, Metazoa, Chordata, Mammalia, Rodentia, Muridae.